AUGGGGGUUGCCCAUCUGUUUCAUCUGCUGAGCUUGCUCAGUGGGUCAGGCCCAGGUUGUGGUCGCAAUAUGGUCUCUCCGGACCGGCCUGACGGACCUCAGAGGGGUCUCCUUCGUGGAAAGAUAGGAUCUCUAGAAAAUGGGCGGGGUGGGGCCCAUUUCACAAAAUUCUUUCUCUCCUUCUUCAUUCUUUUUCCAACUUUGAAGAUCCUUUUCUCUAUUAUCUUCAACGCUUUCCUUCGUCCAACCGAUCAUCAAAAGACUAACUUUGAACGGCAUACUGGUUUAUUCUCAUUGUCAGAUUUUCAGUAUGUUUAAUUCUAUAUGAGAUUUUUCUAAAGGCUAAUUAGAACUAGAAAAACGUAGCUUACGACUAAUAGGUGGCUUGUGAUUGUGAAUCUUUAAGAUUAAUAUUUCCGUAGAUGGCGAUACUGUUAAGGAAAUGAUAAGAUAAAGUCUCUUGUAAAACUUUUUGUUUUACCGACCGAGGCCCUAAUAAACCACGGCAUAUCUGGUAAAAGGUUUAAUCUACUUUCAGUCGAUGUCUUCACUUCGGUUUCUUCCUUAUCGACAACUGAGAAGUAGAUUACAUAGCGGUGUAGUCUAUGUUGGAAAUAUACGUACCUGUAAUUUGAGCCAUAGUCCUUCUGGUAUGCUUACCGCAGAUGGCACCACUGUCAAGAAACUUGAAAUUCAAAAAUUCAGUGGCCUCUCGGACCGAAACAAACCUCGUUAAAAUGAUUAUUCCACUCAACAAUACGCACAUGAAAAUGUUUCGGUCUGUCGCCUGGCUACGAGCACUGUUUAUUCGAUUCAGUUUGGAAAAGCCGAACGCCUCAUGAAGGCGUCUCAAAAAAUUCAAGUAACACACCAACAACACUAAGAUGUUUUCCCGAGCCGCAAAAUCCGUCGUUAAAUCUCUUGGACAGCGAAAAUAUCAUGUCGGCGAAAAUACUCUCAAGACGACGGUCGUAAAAGCUGCCGGAGGAAUCGGACAAAAUAUUUCGCAGCUUCUGAAAGAAACUACAAGAUUGAAUCAGCUAAGCGUUUACGAUGUCGCCAGGACCAGUUUACCAGGAACACCGUCAAAAAUAUCCUCGAUAAAGUCAAAGGAUCAAAUUUUACAAUCACAGAACAACCAAAGUCCUUCCUCGCUUUCCACGCAAAAGUUAUUGCCUUCAGGAUUGGCAGUGGUUCCAGUUAACAAUCGGAAGAGCGAAUCUCUCCCUUCGGUCGUAACCAUGAACCAAGAAAGUCUGAUGUCCUACUUUACGACUUGUGAACUGGAAACAGAUAGGGCGAUACCGAAACUCGACCCACUAAGUUCAGAAAUGGCUGCUGAGAUAACGAGUGAAGGGAUCACUGGGAAUUCGAGUAUUCGACAAUUCACAAAUUCCCCAUCAUUGCCAACGAUUGGAUCCAGUGGACUAGUGGAGGGUCUGGCGAAAUAUAAAAAUUUGAAAAAUUCACUGAACGCCACGAAUUCUUCUAUGGGAAAUUGGAAAGAGAAUGAAAAGCUGGUCGUGGCCGAUUCCCAAUAUUCCGAAAAGACUCCAAGAACGGUCCUGAUGCAGGAGCCUGGUGAUAGAGUGCGUAACGAUGACUAUUUCCCACUGGGCGAGGAGUACGAGGACGAGAUCGGUACCGACGAUCACGGCCUGUCGCGUGGAAAUCGGUCAGGCAGAUCGCAAGACCGAAAGAUGGAGGAGGACUACGACAACAUGAUCCCGAUCAGCCUGAGCGACAAGAGAGGACUGGAGAGUGGGAGAGAGAAAUCCGUGCUGUUCGUAAGGACCAAUCCCUGGACAGGUACCAUCCUGGAUAAGGACAUCACGGAGAAGGACACCUGGGAGAGGCUGCAGACGCUUAUCGAUAAGGCAGUGCAGAGCAGCAAGGGUCUGAGACUUGGUGAACCAGACUGCGGAGAAGGUCGACCCGAGAGGCCAAAAAGGGGACCCUGCCAUCCGCCCGAUGGUCCAUGCACUCCACUACCGCCACCUGGUUACCCGUGCAAACCCAGACCAGAGAAGAAGCCCUUCUGCGUGAAGUGCCCGCCGAAGAAACCAUGCAACCCGAGAACAUGCCAGUCAGAGACAGAGGGUACGUGGACUGGAGGGGACGUGGAGGGAUCUGUAUUGAAAUUGUAUUGUAAACCGCAGGCAGCGCCUGAGGCGGUCGGACCUAGAACAUGCGGACAGAUCUUAGGAUCGUACGGGACAGCUUCCGGUGAGAGACCAGAAUUUCGAAUUUGGAAGGUGGAUGGUCUUUGCUGCGGUGGUGAAAAGCCUUGGGGACUUCUGGCGACGAGGAACAAAAGAGGGUGGCUCUUUUCGGUACAACGUGGGUACGCAAGUCGAUGGGGAGGUAGAGGGAAAGGAUCAUCUUCCGGAAAAUGUCCUCCAGGUUCAUCAAAACCACCACCGACCGUGGCCCCGGCGCCGUGUCCCGAAGUCGCGAAGAAGAGAAAGAAGGUACAGUGUCACGAAGAGAAAAAGCAGAGUCCUUGUAGACCGGGUCCUAAGCCAUGCCCGCCACCUCCAAAGUGCGUACCGCCACCUCCACCAUGCUGCCGACCAAGACCGCCGAAUCCAAAAUGUCCAUGCGGACCACCUCCACCCUGUCCUCCUCCUUGUCCCUGUCCAUGUCCUCCUAAGCCAGUCGCGCCACCUCCACCUAAAAUAUGCUACAUGAAAUGUCCACCUCCGCCUAAAUUGCCAAGAUUGCCAAAAUGCAUAGCACCUCCACCGCCACCGAAGCCACCACCACUGCCCAAACUACCAAAGCGACCCAAGUGUCCACCUCCUUGCCCACCUCCAUGCCCACCACCUCUGCCGAAGUGUCCGAAAUGUCCACCUAUGCCGCCGCCAUGCCCGCCGUGUCCGCCGCCGCCACCCUGCGAACCAUGCCCGUGCCCACCACCAUGCCCACCUCCAUGCUGUCCACCUCCGCCACCAUGCCCACCUUGUCCACCUCAGAAGGAAUGUCCCACGCCUCUUCCGUGUCCUCCACCACCACCACCUCCCGUAUGCCCGCCGUGUCCGCCUUGUCCACCGUGCCCGAAACCCAAACCCUGUCCGCCAACACCUCCAUGCUGUCCAUGCCCAUGCCCACCUCCACCACCUCCGUGUCCUUGUCCACCGCCGUGUCCUCCACCUCCAGCAGCACAACAGCCAUCGGAAUGCCCGAAGCACGUUAAGUCGUGUCCACCGUCUGGCAAAAAGGCAACCAAGUCCCGGAAGAAUGACAAGACCAACAAGCGCAAAAUGUCGACCUACCAACGUCCUACCGAUUCGCUAAACAAUUCCCUGAAGGAAAUCCAAAUUGGCAAACCCGGAGAGCAAUCAGCAAUGAAAAAACACACGAGACACUUCAAAACAGCCUGUUUCUCUUUAUUUUCGUCGUCCGGAGACUGUAAGACAACUGACGAGAUUUGUGCCGAAAAAAAAAAGAAAUCGUGUCCUACGGAAACCUGUAGUAACGCACAGUCACAGGGAGGAUGUUACCCGGAAAAGGAGGUGUGCCCGAAGAAAAAAAGUAAAAAGAAAGACAGAUGCCUCGAAGCACUAAAAAAGUGUCCCGGUUGUUUGCCGGUUGGAAAGUGCGUACAGCCACCUCAAGCGCAAGUAGAGAAAAUAACGUACGAGCCGCCGAUCUGUCCACCUCCAAAAUUUGCACCGCCCACCCCCUGUCCACCCUUGACCGAUAUCAACAAAAUGGACGUUUGCACCGAGCACGUUAACCAAAAACCGGUUUGUCCGCCACCUCCGCCAAUGCCAAAACCACCUUGCGCACCCGUCAUGCUCUGUCCGUGUCCACCUCCACCGAAACUCCCGCCAGGACCAUGCCCGUGUUCGAUAUCUCUAACGGAAAGGGAACCACUGCCACCUUCUACGCCAUGUCCUGCAAAGCCGAAAUAUCCCUGCCCAGAGAAAAAUAUUCAAUGUGAUCUCGACAACGUGAAUAUGAUCUGCAACAAGAAAUCCAAGAAGUCCCGCAGGAAGGACAGGAAGAGUAAAAGCAAAUCGCAAUAAUAAUAUAAAAAAAAUUGUCAUGGCCCAUGGCUCGGGAAAACCAACCAUAGCAAUACAGAAAAUUCAAGGCUUCCUCGUGAUAAAUAAAUGCAACUCAGAGUAUUUUAAUUUUUUGCAAAA
Messenger RNA from Cephus cinctus (wheat stem sawfly), 4151 nucleotides. RefSeq names its product verprolin. NCBI's taxonomy places the organism in Eukaryota, Metazoa, Arthropoda, Insecta, Hymenoptera, Cephidae. The record is from RefSeq and is a predicted model, not a curated record. The transcript has 7 exons. Bases 885 to 4031 code for a protein of 1048 amino acids.